Messenger RNA from Porites lobata, 855 nucleotides. Lineage: Eukaryota; Metazoa; Cnidaria; Anthozoa; Scleractinia; Poritidae. The record is from the annotation of a GenBank genome assembly.
AUGCGAGUGAAGACUGUCAAACCCCCAGAAAGGCAGAUUGACCCUUUUGCGAAAGAUGAAAGUCAUCUUGAGAACAUCGUCACAAAAGCAGUAAUGCCAGGUUACAUCAAGAAGGGAAGGCUAACACGAGAAGAGAUCAGUCACGCGUUUUUUGACACAUUUGUUCAAGAAAAAAUGUUGAGGCCCCAUAAAAAAGGUGCAUCUCAAGUCAUGGAAGUUUGCUUGGCAAACAAAGAAAAACAAAACAGCUAGCAGUGUCUAACCCUUUAAGGACGACAGCUCUAUUUGCACAUUUCUUGGUCGUCAUUCUCUCAAGACACCAACCACUCUCCAGAACCCGUCCAGUAGACCUGUGGUCAUGUUUGAUGCCAUUGCAGCAGUUCAGUCAAUGGGAAAGCCAUCACGGGUAAGAAACAGGCGUGACCUGGCAAGCCAUUUCAUAGAAGUUGUUGAUGCUAAGUCUAAUGUUGCCACCGAAGUUCAUAUUGUAUUUGACCGCUAAUAUAUCCUCUGCUCCAGAAAGGAAUGUGCCAGAAACGUCUGGUUACAUACAGAGCAGUGAUAUACAAGAUUGCUGUCGAUGCUGUUAUUGGCAAGACAACUAUGAAAGAUCUUUUGAGCUGCAACCAGAAUAAGGAAGCCAACUCAUCGAGUGCUUAGUUUUGUGUCGUGACCAUUUCCAGCAUUUGUGGCAUUAACAUCAUGGAAGCAAGUAUAAAUCUUGCAUCUACAUCUCAUGCGGGGUUGAAGAACUCUUCUUAUUCUAGUGAAUUUAAACUCAAGGCUGUUCAAAUUGCAGAAGACUGUAACAGUAACAGAAAAGUCGAAGCAAAGUUGGGUGUUGUUUGUUGAAGA